AUGGCCUACGACUUCGCAGAAAAUAAUGCCACCGAUAGCUCCAGGACGAGUGACGACCUCAAAGGGUCUGGCUCUGAUUCUUUACAUAUGGAAACUAUAGGAACUCUCGAGCACUCUGGGAACCUAGAGGCCAUCCAAACGGUGUCUACAGGCGGACAUUUCCCCAAAGACAGAACAUGGGAUAAUGAGUCCCCCUAUAACCCCAGCAACUGGCCCCAUUGGAAGAAGAACGCGCAGAUCUGGAUGGUUUCUUUUCAUUCGAUGAUGGGCACAUUCAUGGCAGCUGGCAUUGUCCCUGCCUAUGAUAUCUUUGCGGAAACAUAUGGCAUUGCGGUGCAGGAUGCAAGCUACCUGACAUCACUCCAGAUCCUCCUACUCGGUGUAUCCCCGCUAGUCUGGAACCCAGUCACCGCAAUCUACGGCCGGUACCCCGUCUCCCUCCUUUCAGUCUUCGGCAGCAUGAUCUGCAACAUCGGUGGCGCUCGAUGCCGCUCCUACGGCGGCCAAAUGGCCACGCGGGUUCUCACAGCCAUCCUCAUCUCGCCCACAAUCGGCAACGGCAGCGGCGUCAUCGCCGAGCUCGCAGAGCCCGAGCAUCGCGGCAAGAAACUCGGUUGGUGGACGCUCCUCACCACCCUAGGCGUUGCCGUAGGGCCCUUCCUCAUGGGCUUCGUGACCAAGCAUAUCGGUGCCGACUGGAUCUUCUGGAUCUUCGCCAUUGUCAACUUCGCCCAGCUCGUGCUGUACAUCGCCAUCGGCGACGAAACAAUCUAUAACCCGCACCACGAGCGCAAGAUCACCGGGUUCUGGGGCAAGUUCGUUCCAAGGAAGAUUUCCUCUCAUUCUCUGAAGGUGAAGGAUAUCUUCCUCCCCUUUACGUUGGUGCAGUAUCCGCGCGUGGCUAUUGCAUCCUUUGCACUCGCCAUCUGCUUCGCCUACGCCAACGUCGCAAUCAGCGUCGAAAUGCCCUCCAUAUUCGGCGGCAAGUUCGGCUUCGACGCGCAGCAGAUCGGGCUGCAGUUCAUCCCUGUCAUUAUUGGGUGCGUGCUGGGUGAACAGCUCAGCGGGCCCAUGUGUGAUUGGUUCCUAGGCCGGGUGCGCAAGGCCAAGGGGGAUUCCUGCCCUGCUGACCGGUUGUGGCUUGCGUAUAUUGCCUUUGGCACUGUCAUUGCGGGCCUCUUGACCUGGGGGUUCCAGCUGGAGAAGGCGAAAAGCUGGAACGUCACGCCGCUUGUUGGUGUUGCUAUUGCGAGUUUUGGGAACCAGAUGCAGACGACCAUUUUGACGACUUUUGCUGUUGAAAGUAAACGGGAGCGUGCGAGUCAGGUUGGUGUUUUUGUUAAUGUUUGUCGGCAGGUUUACUGUUUUGUCGGGCCGUUCUACUUCACGCCCAUGUUCGACACGCUGGGGCUAGCUGUGUCCGCUGGGAUAUUUGUGGCAAUUAUCGGUGGCUGCUCUCUGAUUCCGAUCAUGGCAAUCCAGUUUGUUGCUACUCGCGCUGAUCGGCCUUGA
This is a messenger RNA of Aspergillus puulaauensis, 1512 nucleotides long. RefSeq lists its product as uncharacterized. The record is from RefSeq and is a predicted model, not a curated record. Gene Ontology annotation, molecular function: transmembrane transporter activity. The transcript has 3 exons. Gene Ontology annotation, biological process: transmembrane transport. The coding region runs from base 1 to 1512 and encodes 503 amino acids. NCBI's taxonomy places the organism in Eukaryota, Fungi, Ascomycota, Eurotiomycetes, Eurotiales, Aspergillaceae.